CCCACCUCAGAGGGAAACGGUCACGGACGCCGCCAUUUUGGUCUAGGGGUCGGUUGCGGAGAGGGUGGAGGCAGCAUCUUUGCCGGGAAUCUCUACUCUCUCCCUUCCUUUAUAAUCUCCCCUAGAACGGAGGCCUGCAGUUGACAGAGGAAAAAGUCGCGGUCAUGUUGUCUCGCGUCGUCGUGGCUUCGGCUGGUGCUCUGAAGACUUCAGCCCCUAUCACUGCCAGCGUAUUGCCAGUAUCCAAGUCUUUUCAUAUAAGCUGUCAGCCUCGGGCACCAGUGCCACCCCUUCCCGAGGAAGGAGGCAAAGUGCGUCAUGGUUUGUUUCCAGAAGAAUUUUUCCAAUUCUUGUACCCAAAAACUGGGGUAACAGGCCCUUAUAUGUUUGGUGUUGGGCUGUCGACUUACCUUCUGUCAAAGGAAAUUUAUGUCAUCAACCAUGAAACAUUUUCAGCUAUCUCGAUUGGCAUUGUUAUCCUCUAUGCUGUCAAAAAGUAUGGCAAGGACGUGGCAAAAUUUGCUGACCAAUUGAAUGAGGCCAAGAUUCAAAAAGCACAAGAAGUAAAAGAUCUAGCCAUUAGCAGCUUACAAGAAGCUAUUGAAGCAGAAAAGAAAGAACAGUGGAGAACAGAAGGACGCCAUCACCUUUUUGAUGCAAAGCGGAACAAUGUUGCAAUGAUUCUAGAAACCAACUACCGUGAACGACUGCACAUGGUGUACGAUGCAGUGAAGAAACGUCUAGAUUACCAAGUCAGUCUCCAGCAUCUACAGCGAAGAUUUGCGCAACAGCACAUGGUUAAUUGGGUGGAGAAGAGUGUAAUCCAGAGUAUCACACCUCAGCAGGAGAAAGAGAGUAUUGCCAAAUGCAUCUCUGACCUCAAAGCACUGGCAAAGACUGCUCAAGCAAGGGUUUAACCUUGAUCCAGAAUUGCUAUUGACAUAACAUCUCUGCAGAUAUGCAGAAUUUUAUGUAUAUGUAACACUGAAAAAAUGUAACCUAGCUUCCUUAUAAAUGUUCUUGUAAUCUGGAAGAGAACAUUAAAUGAAAUGUUGAUAAAUCUGCA
This is a messenger RNA of Stegostoma tigrinum, 1066 nucleotides long. It is a transcript of the gene atp5pb, whose product is annotated as ATP synthase peripheral stalk-membrane subunit b. Bases 165 to 917 code for a protein of 250 amino acids. The record is from RefSeq and is a predicted model, not a curated record. Gene Ontology annotation, molecular function: proton transmembrane transporter activity. Gene Ontology annotation, biological process: proton motive force-driven ATP synthesis. NCBI's taxonomy places the organism in Eukaryota, Metazoa, Chordata, Chondrichthyes, Orectolobiformes, Stegostomatidae. The transcript has 7 exons.